Messenger RNA from Aureobasidium melanogenum CBS 110374, 435 nucleotides. RefSeq lists its product as uncharacterized. The coding region runs from base 1 to 435 and encodes 144 amino acids. NCBI's taxonomy places the organism in Eukaryota, Fungi, Ascomycota, Dothideomycetes, Dothideales, Saccotheciaceae. The transcript is spliced from 2 exons. The record is from RefSeq and is a predicted model, not a curated record.
AUGCAAUUAUCGUUGUGUAUCAUUGGUCCGGCGGAGAGCCCUGAAUUAACCACCGUUUCAUCAGUCAAGUCAAGAGUCUCGAAUCAGAAAGUCAAGCUCAACCCUGAGUGUUCCAGCCAAGAAGACAUCUGGUCCACAGCAAGAUACCAGUCCAACGAGAAGGGCAAACAAACACUUAAGGAGAAUGCCGACAAAGAAGAGAGCACUCCAGCUGCCUUGACCGAGAAGAAGGGCAAAUCUGCUCUUUAUCUUGUCAAGGCAGACAAGUAUGACAAUGCUACUUGCAGCGAGAAGCCGACUGGUAAGGGUCAGAACACACCUGCAGCAUCUGAGGAGAAGGCCAGCUGCAAGAUCUGCUACUGGGCCACACUCUCCAAGCCCAACGAAGUGCUCAUGUCUAAGAAGGCUUUAUCAAUGUUGACAAGAAUCUGUUAG